This is a messenger RNA of Salmo salar (Atlantic salmon), 4928 nucleotides long. The record is from RefSeq and is a predicted model, not a curated record. Lineage: Eukaryota; Metazoa; Chordata; Actinopteri; Salmoniformes; Salmonidae.
AUGUGUACUAUAAAUAUUAUAAUGUUCCACGAGGAGGUGUGUUCUAUAAAUAUUAUAAUGUUUGAGGAGGAGGUGUGUACUAUAAAUAUUAUAAUGUUCCACGAGGAGGUGUGUUCUAUAUAUAUUAUAAUGUUUGAGGAGGAGGUGUGUACUAUAAAUAUUAUAAUAUUCCAUGAGGAGGAGGUGUGUACUAUAAAUAUUAUAAUGUUCCAUGAGGAGGAGGUGUGUACUAUAAAUAUUAUAAUAUUCCAUGAGGAGGUGUGUAAUAUAAAUAUUAUAAUGUUUGAGGAGGAGGUGUGUACUAUAAAUAUUAUAAUAUUCCAUGAGGAGGAGGUGUGUACUAUAAAUAUUAUAAUGUUCCAUGAGGAGGUGUGUACUAUAAAUAUUAUAAUAUUCCAUGAGGAGGAGGUGUGUACUAUAAAUAUUAUAAUAUUCCAUGAGGAGGUGUGUACUAUAAAUAUUAUAAUAUUCCAUGAGGAGGAGGUGUGUACUAUAAAUAUUAUAAUAUUCCAUGAGGAGGUGUGUACUAUAAAUAUUAUAAUGUUCCAUGAGGAGGAGGUGUGUACUAUAAAUAUUAUAAUGUUUGAGGAGGAGGUGUGUACUAUAAAUAUUAUAAUAUUCCAUGAGGAGGAGGUGUGUAAAAUAAAUAUUAUAAUGUUCCAUGAGGAGGUGUGUACUAUAAAUAUUAUAAUAUUCCAUGAGGAGGUGUGUACUAUAAAUAUUAUAAUAUUCCAUGAGGAGGUGUGUACUAUAAAUAUUAUAAUAUUCCAUGAGGAGGAGGUGUGUACUAUAAAUAUUAUAAUAUUCCAUGAGGAGGAGGUGUGUACUAUAAAUAUUAUAAUGUUCCAUGAGGAGGAGGUGUGUACUAUAAAUAUUAUAAUGUUCCAUGAGGAGGUGUGUACUAUAAAUAUUAUAAUGUUCCACGAGGAGGUGUGUUCUAUAUAUAUUAUAAUGUUUGAGGAGGAGGUGUGUACUAUAAAUAUUAUAAUAUUCCAUGAGGAGGAGGUGUGUACUAUAAAUAUUAUAAUAUUCCAUGAGGAGGUGUGUACUAUAAAUAUUAUAAUGUUCCAUGAGGAGGUGUGUACUAUAAAUAUUAUAAUGUUCCAUGAGGAGGUGUGUUCUAUAAAUAUUAUAAUGUUCCAUGAGGAGGAGGUGUGUACUAUAAAUAUUAUACUAUUCCAUGAGGAGGAGGUGUGUACUAUAAAUAUUAUACUAUUCCAUGAGGAGGAGGUGUGUACUAUAAAUAUUAUAAUAUUCCAUGAGGAGGUGUGUUCUAUAAAUAUUAUAAUGUUCCAUGAGGAGGAGGUGUGUACUAUAAAUAUUAUAAUGUUCCAUGAGGAGGUGUGUACUAUAUAUAUUAUAAUGUUUGAGGAGGAGGUGUGUACUAUAAAUAUUAUAAUAUUCCAUGAGGAGGAGGUGUGUACUAUAAAUAUUAUAAUGUUCCAUGAGGAGGUGUGUACUAUAAAUAUUAUAAUGUUCCAUGAGGCGGUGUGUAAUAUAUAUAUUAUAAUGUUUGAGGAGGAGGUGUGUACUAUAAAUAUUAUAAUGUUCCAUGAGGAGGUGUGUAAUAUAUAUAUUAUAAUGUUUGAGGAGGAGGUGUGUACUAUAAAUAUUAUAAUGUUCCAUGAGGAGGUGUGUAAUAUAUAUAUUAUAAUGUUUGAGGAGGAGGUGUGUACUAUAAAUAUUAUAAUAUUCCAUGAGGAGUAGGUGUGUACUAUAAAUAUUAUAAUGUUCCAUGAGGAGGAGGUGUGUAAUAUAAAUAUUAUAAUGUUCCAUGAGGAGGUGUGUACUAUAAAUAUUAUAAUAUUCCAUGAGGAGGUGUGUAAUAUAAAUAUUAUAAUGUUCCAUGAGGAGGAGGUGUGUACUAUAAAUAUUAUAAUGUUAUGAGGAGGAGGUGUGUACUAUAAAUAUUAUAAUGUUCCAUGAGGAGGUGUGUACUAUAAAUAUUAUAAUGUUCCAUGAGGCGGUGUGUAAUAUAUAUAUUAUAAUGUUUGAGGAGGAGGUGUGUACUAUAAAUAUUAUAAUGUUCCAUGAGGAGGUGUGUACUAUAAAUAUUAUAAUGUUCCAUGAGGCGGUGUGUAAUAUAUAUAUUAUAAUGUUUGAGGAGGAGGUGUGUACUAUAAAUAUUAUAAUGUUCCAUGAGGAGGUGUGUACUAUAUAUAUUAUAAUGUUUGAGGAGGAGGUGUGUACUAUAAAUAUUAUAAUGUUCCAUGAGGAGGUGUGUACUAUAAAUAUUAUAAUGUUCCAUGAGGCGGAGGUGUGUAAUAUAAAUAUUAUAAUGUUUGAGGAGGAGGUGUGUACUAUAAAUAUUAUAAUGUUCCAUGAGGAGGUGUGUACUAUAAAUAUUAUAAUGUUCCAUGAGGAGGUGUGUAAUAUAUAUAUUAUAAUGUUUGAGGAGGAGGUGUGUACUAUAAAUAUUAUAAUGUUCCAUGAGGAGGUGUGUAAUAUAUAUAUUAUAAUGUUCCAUGAGGAGGAGGUGUGUACUAUAAAUAUUAUAAUAUUCCAUGAGGAGGAGGUGUGUACUAUAAAUAUUAUAAUGUUCCAUGAGGAGGAGGUGUGUAAUAUAAAUAUUAUAAUGUUCCAUGAGGAGGUGUGUACUAUAAAUAUUAUAAUAUUCCAUGAGGAGGUGUGUAAUAUAAAUAUUAUAAUGUUCCAUGAGGAGGUGUGUAAUAUAAAUAUUAUAAUGUUCCAUGAGGAGGAGGUGUGGUCUAUAAAUAUUAUAAUGUUCCAUGAGGAGGAGGUGUGUACUAUAAAUAUUAUAAUGUUUGAGGAGGAGGAGGUGUGUACUAUAAAUAUUAUAAUGUUUGAGGAGGAGGAGGUGUGUACUAUAAAUAUUAUAAUGUUUGAGGAGGAGGUGUGUAAUAUAAAUAUUAUAAUAUUCCAUGAGGAGGAGGUGUGUACUAUAAAUAUUAUAAUGUUCCAUGAGGAGGUGUGUACUAUAAAUAUUAUAAUGUUCCAUGAGGAGGAGGUGUGUACUAUAAAUAUUAUAAUAUUUCAUGAGGAGGUGUGUAAAUAUAAAUAUUAUAAUAUUCCAUGAGGAGGAGAUGUGUACUAUAAAUAUUAUAAUGUUCCAUGAGGAGGUGUGUAAUAUAAAUAUUGUAAAUUACUUGAAACCUAAUCAUGCAUUUCAGAGGUUAUAAGGUAAAAGAUAAGAUAACUACAUAGAAGACAAGGUAUUCAUGUAAUCCAUGGUGUGUAAAAAACCCUGUCUCCACUUCGAGUACUAGCAUAUCUGAGUCUGGGCAGACAGAAAUGUGUAGACUAGAAUGUACUUCUUUUUCUUUUUUCUCUGUAUUUAUUUGUAUGCAAUUUUGUACUGAGUCACAAAGGCAUGUUGUUUUUAGUAAGUAGAUAUGGGUGUGUUCACUGGAGUAUUUCUGACCUGGGUCGAGUUCAUUAGGAACAUAAUAGGGAGGGAAAACUGAUUGAAAUGGAGGGGGAACUACUUGUAUUUGUCCAAAUAGAAGUGCUAAUUCCGUUUUCUGUACAAAACGUUUUAGAAUGUUUUCCAUUUGCGUGCCCUAAUGAAUACGGCUCUGUCUUGCAGUAGGGCUGGAGUCACAGCAGUGUAGAACAGUAGGGCUGGAGUCACAGCAGCAGGGCUGGAGUCACAGUAGUGUAGGGCAGUAGGGCUGGAGUCACAGCAGUGCAGGGCAGUAGGGCUGGAGUCACAGCAGUGUAGGGCUGGAGUCACAGCAGUGUAGGGCAGUAGGGCUGGAGUCACAGCAGUGUAGGGCUGGAGUCACAGCAAUGUAGGGCAGUAGGGCUGGAGUCACAGCAGUGUAGGGCUGGAGUCACAGCAGUGUAGGGCUGGAGUCACAGCAGUGUAGGGCAGUAUGGCUGGAGUCACAGCUGUGUAGGGCAGUAGGGCUGGAGUCACAGCAGUGUAGGGCAGUAGGGCUGGAGUCACAGCAGUGCAGGGCAGUAGGUCUGCAGUCACAGCAGUGCAGGGCAGUAGGGCUGGAGUCACAGCAGUGUAGGGCAGUAGGGCUGGAGUCACAGCAGUGUAGGGCUGGAGACACAGCAGUGUAGGGCAGUAGGGCUGGAGUCACAGCAGUGCAGGGCUGGAGUCACAGCAGUGUAGGGCAGUAGGGCUGGAGUCACAGCAGGGCAGGGCUGGAGUCACAGCAGUGUAGGGCUGGAGUCACAGCAGUGCAGGGCUGGAGUCACAGCAGUGUCGUGUAGUAGGGCUGGAGUCACAGCAGGGCUGGAGUCAUAGCAGUGUAGGGCAGCAGGGCUGGAGUCACAGCAGUGUAGUGUAGUAGGGUUGGAGUCACAGCAGUGUAGGGCUGGAGUCACAGCAGGGCUGGAGUCAUAGCAGUGUAGGGCAGUAGGACUGGAGUCACUGCAGUGCAGGGCUGGAGUCACAGCAGUGUAGGGCAGUAGGGCUGGAGUCACAGCAGUGUCGUGUAGUAGGGUUGGAGUCACAGCAGUGUAGGGCUGGAGUCAUAGCAGUGUAGGGCUGGAGUCACAGCGGUGUAGGGCAGUAGGGCUGGAGUCACAGCAGUGGAGGGCAGUAGGGCUGGAGUCACAGCAGUGUAGGGCUGGAGUCACAGCAGUGUAGGGCAGUAGGGCUGGAGUCACAGCAGUGCAGGGCUGGAGUCACAGCAGUGUAGGGCAGUAGGGCUGGAGUCACAGCAGUGCAGGGCUGGAGUCACAGCAGUGUAGGGCAGUAGGGCUGGAGUCACAGCAGUGCAGGGCUGGAGUCACAGCAGUGUAGGGCAGUAGGGCUGGAGUCACAGCAGUGUAGGGCUGGAGUCACAGCAGUGUAUGGGCUGGAGUCACAGCAGUGUAGGGCAGUAGGGCUGGAGUCACAGCAGUGUAGGGCUGGAGUCACAGCAGUGUAGGGCAGUAGGGCUGGAGUCACAGCAGUGUAGGGCAUGACUUUGGGACAGCAGUGACUAAUAAACAGCCUCCCUUGCCCCCUG